ACUACAGUAAAAAAUGAGCGGGAAAUCUGACCAAUCACAGAAAGGCAUUGAUGUCCCGAUGGGAGAAAGAAGAAAACCAAGACAAGACACAGAUGCAAGAACCUGACAGGUGCAUAGGUGUGUACCAAUAUUCCUGUUUUUUCUUAACAUAUUUGAUAUUUUUUGGUUUUCUAAGUUCAUUUUAAAAAAGGGGGAGUCACUUUACCUCGCGCUAUUACCUCACGCUUAUGGUGUAACGUUACAUAGGCGCGCAUAUACGUAACUUUGAGAGCUUUGUGAUGGAACCCCGUUUGUGGACUGUAGCAAACUCAGCUGUCUGUGCAAAAAUAGUUGUUUAUUUUCUUAGACCAUUUGACCCUAUCUGAAUGAACAGAAACAGGUCUCUGUCUUGGGUUUGACUGCGUUGGGAGCAGGUGAGUGUUCCUAUGAACUUUUAGACAACAAAACGAGCUAUUGUGGGUUUAGUUUUGAGUCAGUAGUUUCGUUGUGAUUUGUAUUCUCUAUCGCUUGAUGUUAACUUGUUACCUAUGGGGUGUGGUUUAUGCAUCUGCAUUGUAAACUAGACGUGACGAUCACUAAACAUGACGGUCACAGAAUUUGUUGUAACACCAGAUUUUUAUCUUUAUGUACACAAUAAUAGUCUUUUACGUUGUAAUCCAUUGAUUUUUUAUAUUUGGCAUGUUUGUGUGCUGCUGCGCUUCCCUCUGUGUAAUAAGUAAAGUGAAAGCGCAUUGUGGACCCGCCCAGAGGCGCAUUUUCUACUAACGUGCUCUUUAAAUAACAAAAAAUACAUAUUGCGCCGUUGACUUAAAACCAGGGGCAAUGAGAACGGCGUCGGGCUGAAACUGCAAAAACACUUGCGCUGCUUAAAUGUAUUGUUAUAUGUAGGAAUGAAGUCAAUGAACAUUUACCAAAAUUGAUUAAUGCUGUAAAGGAGGUGUUUUUCUUUUUAAGUUUAUGUAAUUAAUGCAAAAGGUAACAGAUACAAUCUUAAAAAAGAAAGUGCUAUUUUUGCAAUUUGUCAUUGGUUUGAUUUAUUUAAAUCAUAACAUUAAGAAAAAAACAGCAACAGUUUCAUAUUACAUUUCAUAUACAUCUGUUAUGAUAACAUAAAUGAACAAAAUCACAAAAUUCACAAACCUAAAUCAUCCUUAAACUGCAAAGCAUAUUUCCGGUGUCUAUGUACAACAAAUCAUUGUAUGCUGUGCAGCCCCUGUAAACUCAUGGGACUGCUUGCCACAUCCUGUGCUGUGGACCGUUUUGUCUACUUUCUUUUCUUUGAAACAUGAAAGACCUUGCAAGAAUCAGGUCAUGUAAAGUAUGUAAGGUAGAUUAAAGCAGGCAUCUAUUGUUUCAAGUGUUAAAAGGCUAUGCUAAGUGGAAUACACUGUAGGGCCAUUAGUUCUCUCUAUUCUUCUCUAUUCAAAUAUGUCUCAUGCUGUCAGUGAUGACAUGUUCCUGACAUAUUUCACUGAUCACAGUACAACACUGUAACAGCUUUCAUUGACCACCUCAAACAAACUCAAAACAUUAAAAUGUCUUCUACUGGAUAAAAAGGACUUUAAUCUUAAUCUUUAACUUUGACUUCACCUUUUUUCUUUAUAGCCUCAAUAAAAACUGACCUGCAUAUAUAACAGCUAUAGUUAAUACAGUGAUAAGGCAUCACAAAUGGCAAUAGAUCACACAUAAAGUAAGUGUUAUCAUACAGUAUAUAGCUAUGAGACACAACAGGUAUCGCGCAGGUGCAGCCCAGCAAAACAGGUACUUUGACCUUUUUAUGAAAACUGAGGACUAAGAUGGACUUGCAUCAAUAGUAUCUAUGGGCAAUAAAUUCACAGUUAGAAAUGAUGUCUCCUCCUGUCUCGUCAUGUAAUGCCUAUUGUGGUUAUGCCCACCGAAAAGUAUUGACUUUAACUGCAGAUUCCAGCAAAGAACAACUGACCUUUACUGAGUUACGGAAACUUUAUUGUCACAGCUUGUUUGCUUCACCACAAGACUAUACAAUGGAGUUCAUAAAAGUAAUGCUAGGCAAGUGCGAAAAACUCACACUUGUAAUGGAUUCUUCUGGAGAUUUGACUGAUUCUGAUAUCACAAAACUUCAAACUGGAGAUCUUUGUCUGAGGAAAGUGGUGGGAAGAGAAAAAGUCUACCACGCUGGAGUUUACUGUGGUCGAAAUGAAGUCAUUGAAUAUACAGGUUCUACCCCAACCAACCCCUCAGCAAUGCAAAGCUCAAGUUCAGUUGCGUUCAGUAACCAAAGUUCAGUAAAUGGAAGGGUUUCCAAAAUAAGUGUGAAAAUUUUCAUCUCAGGCCAGAAGUUGUGGGUUUACCGUUUGAAGGCUGGUAUACCUAAAAACCUCCUUGACAAAAUUAUGAAGGCGAUGGAUUAUAAUGAGCCAUACAAUGUACAAUGUAAUAACUGUUUUCAUUUUGCAAUGAGACUGCUGGAGAUCUCACCCGGGCCUGAAGCAAUAGGGUACGCAACAAUACCGCUUAACAACACUAAAUGUAAAAUGACCACAGGGUGGGUUGCACCAACAAGGAUUAAAGUAAACAGAGUUUAGAGCUAAUCUAGGGUUUGUUGAUCCUAGUUUUAAUGUAAUUCAAAUUGCGUUGAACCACCUAAUUUUAAACAGAGAUUAACAAAUCGUGGAUUAAAACUUUAACCUGUAUUUAAACCGUCAUAUGCGAUUCAUUUUGUCCGCCAUGAUGGA
Molecule: messenger RNA, 2714 nt
Organism: Triplophysa rosa
Lineage: Eukaryota; Metazoa; Chordata; Actinopteri; Cypriniformes; Nemacheilidae
Exons: 4
Coding region: 1845-2564 (239 amino acids)
Source: RefSeq, a predicted model, not a curated record